AUGGAAAUACCAGACGCGUUGUUCGCGAUAGGGUUAGUCUAUAUCAUAAUUUCUAGCCUGCUGCUGGGGGUGAUUGGCCUGCUGACAACGCCGACGCUGGCGAUCGCGCGGCGGCGCAGUCAGUACUUUGACGACUGGAACGCCGCGCUCAAGGCGCCCUGGCUGUUCUGGCACAUUGGGGGCCUGCUGUUCAGGGUACAGGAGCUUCUCGGCAACUAUGUGCUGCCGGCGCCCCAGCGCGUGUGCGACAUGGCUUACGGCUACUUCCGCAGUCAG
This is a messenger RNA of Monoraphidium neglectum, 276 nucleotides long. RefSeq lists its product as hypothetical. The annotation marks the transcript as partial. NCBI's taxonomy places the organism in Eukaryota, Viridiplantae, Chlorophyta, Chlorophyceae, Sphaeropleales, Selenastraceae. The record is from RefSeq and is a predicted model, not a curated record. The transcript has a single exon.